UCGAAACAGCGUCUCAGUCGGGAAUCCGUCUCGGAGUAUUUCACUUGCUUGCUUGCCGUCGGUCCGUCGAGUGCAGAAAUGAAUAUCGCUGUUAUUGGCGCAGGUGUCGUUGGCGCCGCGACGUCUCUCGCCAUUAAGGAAGCAUUUCCGGUCUCACGAGUCACCGUCUUCGCCGACGCUUUUUCGCCCCAGACGACCGGCGACGGAAGUGCGGGACUCUGGACUCCCUAUCUUUUGGGAAACACCCCCGCCGAAGACGUCUUGCGUUGGUCCGGAGAAACUUAUCGCUGGAUGCUGAGUAUUUGGAAAAGCGAGUCGGCGGGAGAUGCUGGGGUUUCUCUUAUUCCGAUCACCAGGGUGACCAGCGAUGCUCGGGGCGUUCCCGAGCAGGCUUGGACUUCUACGGUUUUUGGCUCUCGCAGAAUGUCCCUCGGCGAUUUGAGGAGACUGAACGAGGAGCAGGCUGCUGAAUACACAAGCGGAUGGCAAUUCAUAACUUUCACUGCCGAACCAACGCGCCUCAUACCCUGGAUUUUGGCGAAAUUUAAAUCACUAGGCGGAAAUAUUGUGAAAAGGAAAAUUUCGAAGCUUGAUGAAUUAGUUGACGAAAGUUUUGACCUGUUGGUCAACUGCACCGGUCUUGGAGCUCGCGAUCUGAUCGGAGACGCGACAAUGCAACCUGUUCGAGGACAGGUCUCCAGGGUUGAGGCUUCCUGGGCAUUUCAUGUAUUCCUUGUUGAAGACGAAGCCGGAAACUACGUAAUUCCAAAUGUUGAAAGCGUGGUUCUCGGCGGCACUCAUCAGGAAAAUGAUUACGACUGCAGGAUUCGAGAGGAAGACGAAAAGUUCAUUCACGAAGGAUGCUGUAAAUUGCUUCCAGCUUUACGGGAAUGUAAUAUCAUAAAGCGAUGGGUUGGUCUUCGUCCUGGCAGACCUCGAGUACGAUUAGAAACAGAAAGUCGAGCAGCAGAGAACGGGAAGAAAUUUACGGUCAUUCAUAAUUAUGGACAUGGUGGAAGCGGAGUUACUUUAUGCUGGGGUUGCGCACUCGAUGUUGUGAGAAUCGUGCACGGUUUGAAGGCUGAGAAGAAUCUCUCCAAAUUAUAAAAAAAAAGUUUAUCAAACCGGUCGUGUUGCUUGAUAAGAAUAUCUCUACCUAAUACUAUUCUCACUUCUUAUUUCAACUUUUUUAUUUAAAACUACUAGCGUCGAUCGAAGUCUCGACGAUUACUUUGCGUUAAAACUGUUAAAGACGACCAAUAGUCGGAAUGAAAAGUGACGAAGUAGGACGAUGAGUUCCGUUCAUAAUCCCUGAGGUUUUCUUCCAACGUGAAGAAUCGGAAUUUCCAACGGGGAAAUUAUUUAGCGUAGGUACGAGAUUCGUGCGAUAAACGUGAUUGUUCGUUAAUAUAUUAUUGCACAGAGCACGCAGAGUUGCCGGUGCAGCGGAUCGCCACCCCUGGUAAUAAAUUAACAGUUUAAUUAUA
Neodiprion fabricii is the source of this 1487-nucleotide messenger RNA. RefSeq names its product D-aspartate oxidase (gene Daao2). The transcript has 7 exons. NCBI's taxonomy places the organism in Eukaryota, Metazoa, Arthropoda, Insecta, Hymenoptera, Diprionidae. Gene Ontology annotation, molecular function: D-amino-acid oxidase activity; FAD binding. The record is from RefSeq and is a predicted model, not a curated record. The coding region runs from base 79 to 1107 and encodes 342 amino acids.